AUUUGUGAUGUUUUGCGUGCGACGCGCAGCGCAGCGUGUGCAGCAGGCGUCGGCCCGCGCCUUCUCGUCGGUGCCCAAGCCGCAAGGCCCGUGGCAGGCGUACCUUGCGCUGCUUGAGCGCUCGCCGCUGCCGACCAAGGUCGUGACCAGCGCUGGCAUUGCAGGCCUCGGCGACAUCACGUGCCAGACGGUCUUUGAAGAUCACCCGUUCGACGCCAAGCGCUUUGCCAUCUUUACGACGCUGGGCGGUGUCUACAUUGCGCCGACGCUGCACGUGUGGUACGGCUUCCUCAACCGCGCGAUUGCUGGUACGGCCAAGACCGCGGUCGCGAAGCGCCUCGUGCUCGACCAAUUCGUGUUUGCGCCAACGUUCAUGGCGUCGUUCUUUGCUGUUCUCACCGCGACGAACGACUCGGAGGUGCCGGUCACGGAUCGCAUUCGUUCCAAGAUCUCGACCGAUUGGUGGGACGCUGUGAAGACGAACUGGGUCGUGUGGAUCCCGGCACAGUUUUGCAACUUUGGCCUGGUUCCGCCGCCGCUCCAAGUGCUCUUCUCGAACGUUGUCGGUCUUUUCUGGAACGCGUACAUGUCGUACAUCAGCUACAAGCCGGCACCGAAGGAAAUCACUGAAGAAACAAAGUGAAGACGGCGCUACUCGACACAUUACGAGGUGUAACGUGCUAUACAUCUCAGUGCAAGACAGA
Molecule: messenger RNA, 704 nt
Organism: Saprolegnia parasitica CBS 223.65
Lineage: Eukaryota; Oomycota; Saprolegniomycetes; Saprolegniales; Saprolegniaceae
Exons: 3
Coding region: 8-643 (211 amino acids)
Cellular component (GO): membrane; cytoplasm
Source: RefSeq, a predicted model, not a curated record